This is a messenger RNA of Pseudopodoces humilis (Tibetan ground-tit), 875 nucleotides long. NCBI's taxonomy places the organism in Eukaryota, Metazoa, Chordata, Aves, Passeriformes, Paridae. The record is from RefSeq and is a predicted model, not a curated record.
GCGGGUCACGUGUCCCCCGAGCGCUUCCGGGGCGCGAUGGGGCCGGGGGUGGCGCGCUCCCUCCGUCGGGUCUUUGCCGGCGCCCGGCGCUGCCUGCACGGGACGGUCCCGGCCUGCGCCCCCCCCCUCAUCCCCAUCGUGGUGGAGCAGACGGGCCGGGGGGAGCGAGCCUACGACAUCUACUCGCGGCUGCUGCGGGAGCGCAUCGUGUGCGUGAUGGGCCCGAUCGAUGACAGCCUGGCCAGCCUGGUGAUCGCCCAGCUGCUGUUCCUGCAGUCCGAGAGCAACAAGAAACCCAUCCACAUGUACAUCAACAGCCCCGGGGGCUCGGUGACCUCGGGGCUGGCCAUCUACGACACGAUGCAGUACGUGCUGACCCCGGUGUGCACGUGGUGCGUGGGGCAGGCGGCCAGCAUGGGCUCGCUGCUGCUGGCGGCCGGCGCGCCCGGCAUGCGCCACGCGCUGCCCAACGCCCGCAUCAUGGUGCACCAGCCCUCGGGGGGGGCCCGGGGCCAGGCCACCGACAUCGCCAUCCAGGCCGAGGAGAUCCUGCAGCUGAAGCGCCAGAUCAACGGGCUCUACGCCAAGCACACGGGGCAGCCGCUGCCCGUCAUCGAAGCCGCCAUGGAGCGGGACCGGUACCUGAGCCCGGUGGAGGCGCAGGAAUUCGGGCUCCUGGACCAGGUGCUGGUGCAUCCCCCGCCCCGCGGCGAGGACGAGCCCCGGCUGGUGCAGAAGGAGCCCCCCAACAGCCCCUCUGCGCCCCCCCAAGUCCCCCCCGUGUCCUGAGGCUGCUCCUGGCAGUGUUGGGGCACGUUUUUAGAGUGAGGGAGCUCUGGGAGCCGUGUUCCUGUGUGGAAAUAAAGGGCUGUGGA